Vanrija pseudolonga is the source of this 2436-nucleotide messenger RNA. RefSeq lists its product as uncharacterized. NCBI's taxonomy places the organism in Eukaryota, Fungi, Basidiomycota, Tremellomycetes, Trichosporonales, Trichosporonaceae. Bases 1 to 2436 code for a protein of 811 amino acids. The transcript has a single exon. The record is from RefSeq and is a predicted model, not a curated record.
AUGACCCAGGUCGAGUCUCUGCGGGUCCCGCCCCAGCUGGGACCCGUCAAGACUGGCACUCUCAGCGCCGACUUUGACCCAAAGGCCAUUGCCAUCCUCAACACGUACUCGCCAUUCCCCACGUUUCCAGGGUCGACACACUCGAGGGAUCCGUUUGGCCUCAACGCGUUCCUCCUCGACCCCCACGAUGAUAUCUGGAACUACAUGCAGCCCACACCACUACCCCACGACGAGCUCAACGAAGCAGACAGGCCAAAGGACGUUGUCCCCACAGCAGAGCCAUUGCCGUUGGAUACUGCGCCCCCGCGACCUGCGCGUUCCUCGGCGCGUGCCAUUCGUCGUCGCUCCUCCCCUUUGGCCUCCAACCCCCCUGUGAGCCCAAACGAGGACGUAGAGCCAGAGCCAUCAGAGGCUGUGCCAACUGUGGCACGCAAGGCAGCAGCAGCAGCGCCCGUCCCACCAGCAAAGAGCACCCUUCGCACCAUGAUCGGUCGCAAGUCGAUGACCGCGUCCUUGGCCUCGUCAACCGACUCGCUCGCUUUGCCCGACGAGGACACGCCAAUCUCGACCCGCACCCACUCAAUGUGCAGCGCAACCUCGUCAGACAGCUCGUGCGAUGGCGUCCAAACACCUCGUGACGGUUCACCCCUGGACAUCAACGCCGCCAGUGCCCGCCUCGACGCCCUGAAUCAGCUCACGGACAAGUCUGCGGCGCCGAAAAGUGGCUGGCGUGACUGGCUGGGCAGCAAGCGCGUUUCCUUCCUCGGACUUCGUGGCGACCCUGGUACUACUCUUCUCGAGUCGCCCCGUGCCAGCGUUCUCGAUCUCACUCCUGAGAUCCCCGAACCGCAGACGGUAAUCGCUGCCGACAGCGAGGCCGGUCGAUCGGUCGUGGCGCUUCGACGCCUUUCCCUCACCAAGCUCUCGUCCCUCCGCAUGCCUUCCCCCCACCCACUCGCGCUUCUCCUCACCCGCCAGCAUGCCAACCUGCCCGAUGAGGUUGCCUUCUCGAUUCCCGCUACCAAGCGUGUAUUCCCAAUGAGCGUAAAUGUCGUCCAGGCCUUCAACUCUGAGCUCUCACCUGCCCAAGGUGGUCUUCGUCUGGCGCUUGGCGUCCGUGGUGUGAUCGCCAAGAUUGACAGUGGUGAGGCCCCCAAGGAGCUUCUGCGCCCUCGCAAGGCCCAGCGUCACAGCACAAUCCUCCGGCCGAGGGGUGUGCGUGACUUUUGUUCGCGGCGGCCGUUUGAGGAGCGAACCGUCGUGUUUGAUUCCGAUGGUGGCUGCUCGCACGUCACCAUGGCCCGUCCAGGCUAUGCUAUUUGGGACCUCGACUACUCAGAGUACAUCUUGGCCCUUUCCGAGGCCGAGGACUGUCCGAUCACUUGGCCAAUUCCUCGCAGCUCAACCGGCAACAGCUCAUUGUCCAAGCCCAUUCUCAAGGUCGCCAACCCCGACCCCCCAGCCCCCGCCCGCACCACCAUCACUAGACCCGCCGCUCCCACUCGCCCCAAAUCCGCUCCCCAGGUCACCCUCACGCAGUCGCCCCCGAGAUCACCCCCCAAGUCGUCGUUCCGCACCGCCCGCCCCAAGGUGUCGACCUGGGACGACAGCUCUGACGAGGAGCUCGACACUGAAGACGAGACUGCCGUGGCGUCCAAGAAGAUUGUCGCCAUGGCUGCUCCGGCACCCACCAGACCACCAGUUCAGCGUACGCAAACUGCUCCGGCGCGUGCCGUGCGAGACUCUCGCCUCCUCAACCACAGCACUGCCCUCGAGGAAAUCACACGUGCUCGCGAGCGGCGCGAGCUCAGCCGUACUGGAGAGGUUGAGCGCCGCGCAGAGGGCGCAGAGAAACGCCGCCAGAGCCAGCUCGUCGUCGGCGGCCCUCAACAACGCCCUGUUACAAAGCGGAGCUCGACCACAACGCUCAGUGCCACGGCUCAAAGGCAGGCGGCGCAGCAAGCCGCUCAGCAGGAGGAGCGACGCCAGGCGCGAGCCUCGUCCAUCUCCCUGACCACAAAGCCCCACGUCGAGCGGCCCAAGCUCAGCCACCGUGCCUCGAGCGCCACCUUGGCUGCCACCGCCAAGGGUGACCGUCGCAAGCCGACGGUCGAGGCCACCUCGCUCCCUGCCUCACCCCACUCGAAGCCGCAACCCGACCGCCGUCGUGUCGUGUCGCAAUACGACCCCACGGCGCAGGCUCUUCACCACCGCGCGAGCGUCAUGGGCCUGGGCAUGUAUGGCAUGGCACCGCCGGUCCCCGUGGUGCCGGCUGUCUACAGUCACCCAGGCAUGUACCCUGCGCCUACGGUGGCCGCCCCUGGAGUCGUCUACCACGCCCAAUUCCCUGCUACAGUGUCGCGCAUGACGGCCAUGUACGCCCAGCCGCCGCCCCCUCAGGUGUCUCACCGCCGUCGUGAGCGCCCCGUGAGCUAG